CGCCCGCCGUAGUUCGUUGGCUUGUCUCUUCGCGAAGCCCGAGUGCCCGUCAGUCGCGGCGAUGUCGCGGGAAGGGGCGGAGGCGAAGCCCGUCACAGUCAGCGACGUGCAGGAGCUGAUGAGGAAGAAGGACGAGAUCGAAGCCCAGAUCAAAGCCUACUACGAAGUGCUGGACGAUCAAAAAGGUGUUGGGAUGCAUGAACCCCUUGUGGAUGUUGAAGGCUAUCCGCGUUCAGAUAUUGAUCUUUACCAAGUCCGGACAGCAAGACACAACAUCAUCUGUCUGCAAAAUGAUCACAAGGCUUUGAUGCAACAAGUGGAAGAGGCGCUCCAUCAGCUUCAUGCCCGGGAUAAGGAAAAGCAUGCAAGGGAUGAGGCGGAGGCUCGAGCCGAAGCUAGAGGCCAGGGCCUGCCCUCGCCUCAGCCUUUUGCCAAGGUGAACGCCAUCACCCCAGGAUCCCCGGCAAGCCUUUCGGGCUUGCAAGUUGGUGACGAGAUUGUGGAGUUUGGCUCAGUGAAUGCACACAACUUCCAGUCGCUGCAGAAUAUUGCCACUGUGGUGCAGCACAGCGAAGGGAAAGCAUUAAGUGUGACUGUGAUCCGUGGAGGAGAAAGAAUGCAUCUGGGCCUCACCCCGAAACGCUGGAGUGGCAGGGGGCUUCUGGGUUGCAAUAUCAUCCCAUUGCAAAGAUGAUUCCCAGCGGCAAGGCUCCCAACAACUUGGUGCCAUUUCAGUUUGAGUUGACCACUUUAACCUGAAGAAGCUGGAACGGGGAACAUGAAUUGGGGAGGUUUUGGUGUUUCCUGCCAAAGAAGUUUAUAGAGUUAUUUGCACACUCAGAUUGAAAGUGUACUGGUUCAAAGGGUUAGCUUGGCCUGUCCUUGUGCAGUUUGUUUAAAAAUUAAAGACAAAAACAACAACAACAAAAAACCCCCAGAACAGGCAUUUCGCUUUAGUGCGGAGUCUGGUAAGUUAUUUGUGGCCUCCCUUUUAUUCUUUCAUGUUUGUUUCAGAAUUGACCUGUAAAGGUUUAUACUAGCAUUUAAGGUGUAGUUUUUCCUGUUUUCAAGCCAUACUCACUGAGAGGUUUCUGAAACCUUUUAAGAAAGUUAGCUGCUGUGGUAUUUUGCAUUGCCAUAUUAAAAUCAUUUUGAAUAAACCUGCCUUUUCAAAAAUGUGUAUGUUCGACUUGUUGUGACUAGCAUCCUGGGCCUCUGUGUGUAUCUCUCUUUUGAAGUAAAUCUCAUUUACCCCCCAGGGAAGGAUGUAUAGUAUUGCAGUCUCAAUCUGGAAGAUUUUACAAACAGGUUUUAGCAGAGUUACAAGAUGGGUGCAAUGUAGCUUACCUUGGCUUUACUUUUCUGUCUUGGCCGUAAUGACUGCCUUGAUAGUCAAUAAUACUAGUGGAGUAUCUCUUAUCUGAAAUACUCGGGACCAGAAAUGUUUGGGGAUUUUUUCAGGUGUUUACAUAUAUGUGUGUAAUGGAGAUGGGACCUAACUCUAAACAUGAAAGUCAUGCACCAUAUGUUUCACAUAUCCCUUAUGUGCAUAGCCUGGGGGUCACUGUAUACACAAUAUUUUAAACCAUUUUGUGCCUGAAAUAAAGUUGGUGUACAUUGAGACACCCAAAAGCAAA
Molecule: messenger RNA, 1637 nt
Organism: Anolis sagrei ordinatus
Lineage: Eukaryota; Metazoa; Chordata; Lepidosauria; Squamata; Anolidae
Gene: PSMD9
Product: proteasome 26S subunit, non-ATPase 9
Biological process (GO): proteasome regulatory particle assembly
Cellular component (GO): cytoplasm; nucleus
Molecular function (GO): protein binding
Source: RefSeq, a predicted model, not a curated record